Messenger RNA from Leptonychotes weddellii (Weddell seal), 4388 nucleotides. NCBI's taxonomy places the organism in Eukaryota, Metazoa, Chordata, Mammalia, Carnivora, Phocidae. The record is from RefSeq and is a predicted model, not a curated record.
AUGGGCAGCAGCUCCUGGGUGCAUGCUGCGGUGGGGCCCUGUGGGAGUGUGUGGGCAGGCGCAAGCCCCUCCAGCCAACUGCCCCCUGCCCUCCAGGUCUUCUCCAAGAUCUUCAGUCACGAGGCCCUGCAGAGCUACCUGCCCAAGAUCCAGCUGGUGAUCCAGGACACGCUUCGUGCCUGGAGCAGCCGCCCCGAGGCCAUCAACGUGUACCAGGAGACGCAGAAGCUCACCUUCCGCAUGGCCAUCCGUGUGCUGCUGGGCUUCAGCAUCCCUGAAGAGGACCUUGGCCACCUCUUUGAAGUCUACCAGCAGUUUGUGGAGAACGUCUUCUCCCUGCCCGUCGACUUGCCUUUCAGCGGUUACCGGCGGGGCAUUCAGGCACGGCAGAUCUUGCAGAAGGGCCUGGAAAAGGCGAUCCGGGAGAAGCUGCAGUGCACCCAGGGCAAGGACUACUCGGAUGCACUGGACAUCCUCAUCGAGAGCAGCAAGGAGCACGGCAAGGAGAUGACCAUGCAGGAGCUGAAGGACGGGACCCUGGAGCUGAUCUUCGCAGCUUAUGCCACCACGGCCAGCGCCAGCACGUCGCUCAUCAUGCAGCUGCUGAAGCACCCCGCCGUGCUGGAGAAGCUGCGCGAGGAGCUGCGGGCCCAGGGCAUCCUGCACAGCGGCGGCUGCCCUUGCGAGGGCACGCUGCGCCUUGACACUCUCAGCGGGCUCCACUACCUGGACUGCGUCAUCAAGGAGGUCAUGCGCCUUUUCACACCCAUUUCUGGUGGCUACCGUACCGUGCUGCAGACCUUCGAGCUCGAUGGUUUCCAGAUCCCCAAAGGCUGGAGUGUCAUGUACAGCAUCCGGGACACCCACGACACGGCACCCGUGUUCAAGGACGUGAACGUGUUCGAUCCGGACCGCUUUGGUCAGGCCCGGAGUGAAGACAAGGAUGGCCGCUUCCAUUACCUCCCGUUUGGUGGCGGAGUCCGCACCUGCCUGGGCAAGCAUCUGGCCAAGCUGUUCCUGAAGGUUCUGGCGGUAGAGCUGGCCAGCACAAGUCGCUUUGAGCUGGCCACCAGGACCUUCCCCCGCAUCACCUUGGUCCCUGUCCUGCACCCCGUGGAUGGCCUCAGUGUCAAGUUCUUUGGCCUGGACUCUAACCAGAACAAGAUCCUGCCAGAGACGGAGGCCAUGCUGAGUGCCACAGUCUAACUGCGCCUAGUCUGUACCCCCACCUCAGCCCAGCCAGGCCUGGGGGUGGGUGGUGGUGGUGGGAGGCACCAGAAGGGUCGAAACCUGUGUGUGGGAGUGGGCGGGCACCUGGGGAAGGGGGAGUGGCCCCCCCAUACCUUGCCCUCCCCUGUCCCGCCCCCCGGCAAACCCUACCCAAAGCCAGAAAGGCCCCAUCCUUCCGGGGGGCGGGGGGAGGGAAGGACCCUUUUCCUGGCUCCUACUUCUGUCCCAGUCCCUCCAGUUCCCACCGGCUUAGCUCCUGGGAAGUGGCAGGGCGGGGUGCUCCGCAUGCCCAUUACAGUGUUAAACGUCAGUGGCUCAGCUGCAGCAUUUGCUUGUGAUGCUCCGUACUGGUCCCUCUUCUCCAUUGCUUUUGCACCCUUUUUAGUCUGAGGGCAGGUGGUUGAUGUGGGGGAGGGAGGAAAAGAGGGGCCCCCUUUGGCUCUCAAUUCAGCACCCCCCCCCUCCUGCUUUGACUCACGCGGGUGGAGUGCCCCUCCUUGUGUGGCCGUCAAAGAACAGCAUCCUGGGUAAUAGAACACAAGUUCCCUUUGGUGGGGUGGGGGGCUGCAAGCAGCCUGAAGGGGCCCCACCCUUUUGCCCGUUUGGACAUUUGAAAUUACCUAUUGCUGCUACUUUUUCUCUCUUCUGACCUUGGGGCAAAGGAGCCCCAGGCCCUGUCCUCCCAGCAUCCUCCCUGGUGGCCCUGGGCAUGCGCACUGACAUCCCCACCUUCCCACCAGGCAGCCUUGAGCCCAUCCUGCUCCCCUGUUACACACACGCCCAAGGCCUUUGGCUCAUGGGCUGUACCCCUGCCCCCCCACCUCCUCCCCAGCCCCCCAUAUUUAUUCACUGAUAUAACCGAAUCUUGGUGUUCCUGGGGACUGGAACAAGCCUCUCGCUGUCCCCUAGCCUCUGUCCCAGCUGUCCAGGGCAGGACUUCUGCGAAUGACGCUGUCUCCCACCCCCCACUCCUAGGCUCCAGACCCCCUAUGGGCUCAUCCUCAGAGCCUCACUCCCCGGGUGAAGUCCCGUGCCUCUGCCUUUGCCCUCGGUGGAGAUGGGGAAAUGGCCCACUGCCUCCCUCCCUGCUCUGUCAAAAGCCCUGAUCAUGUGAGGAUUUGGAGGCCGCCAUAAGCUCCUGCUUGGCCACUGUUCACCCCGGUGCCCCCCCCACUCCUGCUAGUGAGCAUGGGGAAGUAUACGGGUUCUUUCUUCUGACAGGGAGCAAGGGCCUCUGCCGUCCCUCCCUUGACCUUCACCCUUGGCCCUUUGCCCUUGGAAAGAUGUCCUUGAAGUCCUUCCCACCUCGAUGCCACUGUCUGCUUAGCCCAGCUCAGGGGUGUGGGCACAAGAUGAAAGCAAGGGGAGGUGAGCAUAGGAGGCAGCCCUUCGGCUGCACUGACUUGGGUCCUCUGCUGUGGUCUCGAGGCAGCUGCCGGGGGCGCUGCAGAGCUGAGGAGGAGGGUAUGUGCGAUUUGUCAGAAGUGAUUUGGUGGAAAACUGGCCGGUCAGGGGAUGACUGGGGGAAAGAAGAGUAGCUCCUGCCACUGGCAUUUUGAGUGUUGGCAAUUUGGGAUGCCUCCCGGGGAUGAUCUGGGGGUCUUUGGUGAGUCUCCAAGUGAUUUUGUCUGUUUUCAGAUUUUUCUUUGCUUUCUCUGUUUCUCUAUUGGCUUUUGAUGUUAUAAAAGCAAUGACUCCUCUUCACAAGAAAAUCAAAAACACACAGAAGAGUGCAGGAUACCGAACUCUCCAGUCCUUCUCCAUAGCAGUGACCACCGUGGGCAGCUGCGUGGCCCCCUCCAUGGUGCUCAGUGGGAGGACCACAGCCCCCUCCCCCCGACCCUGCUCACACCCCCACGUGGUAGGCUUUAGGGGAAUGGGCUCCUGCCUGACGACUGCUCUGUAACCCCUGUUCUCAAGUGUUUCGUUUGGUUCCUACUUUUCCACUACUAAAGAAUCCGUGCAGAACAGAUAUCAUUGGCAAAAAGACAUUUUUUAAAAAUUAGCAAAACCUCUCAAUCCACCCUGUACAACACACACACACACACACACACACACACACACACAUUCUGAAAAACAGGCAAACGUGUAAAGACUCAUCAAAGCUUGCAAAAGAGCUGCUUGGUGCACCAGAAUUUGUUACCCAUAAUAAAAGCCCAGUGUCUGGAGGGUUCAUGCUCCUUCAAGCUGCCGCAGCCUGCCCUAAAUCAAUCGUUUUUUGACUGAAUAUCUACGAAGGCAGUAAGUGCUACUCCAGACAAGAAGCCCACCAGGCCUGGCCCUGGUGGGGCGGCGGGGAGGGGGGGCGGCUGGCAGGCUCUGGGAGGCACCUUCUGUUGGGGUGACCAGCCUGGGAGGGGCCGAGGGAAAGGCUGAGGGGGUCCCUGUGAGGAGGAAGGAAGGAUUAUUUGCCCCGCUGGGUCUCAAAGGCAACAAGAAGAGAACGGAAAGAUGCUCUUGACUCUUGACUGGCUGACAGGAGGCUCCAGUGUUGAAAUGUGGCCGUCUCUCGUCUCUGUCCAGCCGUGCCUGUGUGUUUGUGUGCAGUCACACAAUUGGUGGUGUUAGAUGGGUUCGUUUCCUCACGUACCAUUCCUAACUCGUGUAACUUGACACUAAAAAGACAAAAACCCCACAACACUCUUCCUGCCACGGGCUUGCAGAUUGAAGCACUUUCGAUGUUGGGCGCUGGCAUUUGUGAUCUGGGCACCAUUCUGACCCUGCCCAGAUCACUAUAAUAUUAUUUUAUACACAAAACUUUUUUUUUCAUAAAUGUUAUAAUUUUGUGUCUGUCUUUAUAAACUAUUAUAAGUACUAUUUUUGUUAUAAUUCAAAAUAGAUAUUUAGUAUAAAGUUUUUGCUGUUAAAUAUUUGUUAUUUAGUAAAAUAUGAAUUUUUUUCUCUAUUGUAAACAUGGUUCAAAAUAUUAAUAUGUUUUUAUCACAGUUGUUUUAAUAUUGAAAAAGCACUUGUGUGUUUUGUUUUGAUAUGAAACUGGUGCCGUGUGAGUGUUUUGGCUGUCAUGUGGUUUUAAUCUGUAUAUAAUAUUCCAUGUUGCAUAUUAAAAAAAAAUGAAUGUUGUGCAUUUUGUGAUUUUGGAAAUACUCAACCUGGCUCUUUUAUAGGCUUCCAUAAUAAACCGUGGGGACUCACCCUUG